GAACACUUCCGUAACAUCCUUCAAGGGCCGUCUUCUCGGCAUGGGCCAUGCACUUGUGCAUUCGCCAUUUGCGGCGGCGCCGCAAUCCCUUCGCGCAGCAGCUCAGGCACUGCUCGCUGGAGGGCCCUGACCGCCGGUGGCGCUUCUCCGGCGCUAGGCUUAGGUUCGUUCAGCGCCACCAUGCGGUCAUCUCCCCGAUCAGCACUGCCUUAGGGCAUGCCGGCUACAUCAUCGGGCUGCUUGAGUACGUGGUCACCGAGAUCUGGUGGCUGCGUGUGUGGGCCGUGUUGGGCUGUGGCCUGGUGGUGAGCUUCCAAGUGCUUCAGCCGCGAUGCCAAUGGUUGUCCGCAGGUUGGUGCUCUGUCUACGUGCUGGUGAAUCUCUUCCAGCUGCAUUGGUUCUCUCUGAGUCUGAUGGAGCCGACCCUCUCGGAUGAGGAGCAGAAGCUGUUCGAUCUUCUUGGGGACAUCGUUUCCGUCAGGGAGUUUGCAGACCUGGCUGGCUUCGGUGAGUGGAUCUCGCUUGCUCCCGGGGACUUGCUCUCAAAGCAGGGAAACGAAGUCACUCCGGAUGAUGCGCAGGCAAGAUUGUAUCUCAUCGCUGAAGGCUGCUGCGAGGUCUCCAUCGCAGGCCGGACUGUGGCCACGCUGCAUCCCGGAAGCUUGGUGGGGGAGGUGAGCUACCUCCUCCAGCAGAACAUGGAGCACUCCUCCUCUGCCACGGUCACAGCUAGGGAGGAGGUCCACUGCUUGGCGAUCCCCCUGCACGAGGUGCGGCAGCUGCUUCAGCGCCGCUCGGACCUGCAGCAGCCCUUCGUGCGGCUCUUGGCCAGGGACCUCCUCACCAAGGAGGCCGCAGUGAGCGACCAGGCUUUGGAGGACCGACGGUACAAGGCAGUGCUGGAAGUGGCAUGUCCCAUGGCGCGCCAGCCUGGCGUUGCGGAUGGCGUUGCCACGUACCGACGCCGGGAACCUGGCGAGGCCAGAACAGCAUCUCUGCAGAUGACCACAAGCGGCUGAUUGCCUCAGUGCCCCAGUGUCCAGUUGACGCCUUCGAGCCAAAGAUGCAGCCCAGAAGUGUAGGAGCAAGGCUUUGGUCCAGCAUAGCUGAGUCGAGCCGGCAGCGCGAC
Messenger RNA from Effrenium voratum, 1129 nucleotides. NCBI's taxonomy places the organism in Eukaryota, Dinophyceae, Suessiales, Symbiodiniaceae. The record is from the annotation of a GenBank genome assembly.